Brassica oleracea var. oleracea is the source of this 2547-nucleotide messenger RNA. RefSeq lists its product as uncharacterized. The coding region runs from base 138 to 2411 and encodes 757 amino acids. The record is from RefSeq and is a predicted model, not a curated record. The transcript is spliced from 13 exons. Lineage: Eukaryota; Viridiplantae; Streptophyta; Magnoliopsida; Brassicales; Brassicaceae.
CGCGGCUCAACUCAGAAGAAACAAACCGAAACGAUUCAACUCAACGAUUCGAUUCGUCUUCUCAAAUUGUUAGUUAUCUGGAAACGAAAGAGAGAAGCAACCAAAGCCUAAGACAGCGUCUCUCUCUUCGGUAAAAGAUGGCGGAGGAUUUCGCGAGGGCGGUGGAGGACGGUCUCAAACUCGCGAAACGGAUUUAUUUCGGAAACGACCGAGCCGUCGCGGCGCCGAGGCUAGCGUCCCCGAUGGAGAGAGCCGCCUCCGCGGCGCAUGCUCACCUCCCUACGGCGCCAAUGGUUUACGCCGUGAUACACGAGCCGGGAAUCGUGGAUAACCCGGACCUGCCUAGCUACCAGCCUCACGUGCACGGCAGGUGCGACCCUCCGGCUCUGAUUCCUCUCCAGUUGAACGCGAUUGAGCUCGACGUCGACUGCUAUCUCGACACGGCUCUCGUCACCGUCACCGGAUCGUGGCGUGUGCAUUGCGUUAUGGGAAGCAAGCGAUGCGAUUGCCGUAUCGCUAUUCCCAUGGGUGAACAGGGCUCAAUUCUAGGUGUUGAGGUUGAGAUUCCUAGAAAGUCUUACACAACACAGUUGAUCACUGCUGAAGAUGGACAUGAGUUGGAGAAGACGGCACAACCUCAAAGUGGAGGUUUCUUGAAACCAAACAUAUUCACCAUCACAAUACCACAGGUUGAUGGAGGCACCAACCUCUCUAUCAAGAUGUCUUGGUCCCAGAAGUUGACGUAUAACGAAGGAGAGUUUUUCCUCGAUAUUCCUUUUCACUUUCCUGAGUAUGUGACUCCUGCUGUGAAGAAAAUCUCCAAGAGAGAGAAGAUUUACUUGAGUGUUAACGCCGGUACUGGAACGGAAGUUCUCUGCAAAGGAUGCAGUCACCCGCUAAAGGAAAAGAUGAGGAACGCAGGGAAGUUGAGGUUUUCAUAUGAAGCUGAUGUUUUGAAGUGGUCGAACACAGAUUUUAGCUUUUCCUAUACGGCCUCUUCAAGUAGUAUAGUUGGUGGACUUUUCCUUCAAUCUGCGCCUGUUCAAGAUGUUGAUCAGAGAGAGAUAUUUUCUUUCUAUCUUUUUCCAGGAAAGCAACAAAGAACUAAGGCGUUCAAGCGGGAGGUAGUAUUUGUUGUUGAUAUAAGUAAAAGCAUGACUGGAAAACCUCUCGAGAAUGUAAACAAUGCGAUAUCGGCAGCUCUAUCUAAGCUUAAUCCGGGAGAUUCCUUCAAUAUUAUGACUUUCAGCGAUGAUACUUCUCUGUUUUCGACAUCAAUGGAGCCGGCUACUCCAGAUACUGUUGAAAGAGGCAUUGAGUGGAUGAACAAGAACUUUGUUGUCGCAGAUGGUACAAACGUGCUUCCUCCCCUAGAGAAGGCUGUGGAAAUGCUAUCGAAUACUCGUGGCUCCCUUCCUAUGAUCUUCUUCGUAACAGAUGGGUCUGUUGAAGAUGAGAGACACAUUUGUGAUGCAAUGAAGAAACGUCUUGCUAGUGCUGGAUCAGUGUGUCCACGGAUACACACUUUUGGGUUAGGUAUAUUCUGUAACCACUACUUCCUGCAGAUGCUUGCAAAUCUAUCCAGGGGACAGCACGAAUCAGUUUAUAAUACUGAUCACAUCGAGGAACGAUUAGACAAAUUGUUUACAAGGGCUUUGUCCACUGUUCUUUUGAAUAUAACAAUUGAGCCCCUUCAGAAUCUUGAUGAAAUUGAGGUAUACCCUUCAAAUAUUCCGGAUCUGACGUCUGCAAGUCCAUUGAUGAUAUAUGGGAGAUACCGAGGAAAGUUCCCUGAGAAUGUGAAAGCCAAUGGUCUGCUAGGAGACAUGAGCAGCUUUUCUGCAGACUUGACUGUACAAAGUGCAAAAGACAUACCUCUUGAUAAGGUGUUUGCAAAGAAUGUGAUUGACUUGCUAACUGCUAAGGCAUGGUUCUCGGAAGACAAACAGCUAAUAGAAAAGAUUACUAAACUAAGCAUCCAAACCGGCGUACCAUCUGAGUAUACUCGAAUGAUCCAGUUGGAGAACACAGAAGAAGCACUGAAACCCAGUGACACUGGCGGAAAGAAACAGACGGGACGCAAUGGCGAGAAACAGAAGCUGAUAUCAAGAACAAUCCCACUACAAAACUUUGGGAUAGGCUUUGGUGAUACAACAGUUACCAGAGAGAAUGUUCCACCAGGAUUUGGAGAACAGAGAGCGCCUGACGCUGCUGAGAAGUUCGUGAAGGCUGCCUCGAGCUGCUGUGUCUCCUUAUGCAACAAAUGUUGCUGCAUGUGUUGUGUCCAGUGCUGCACUAAGCUCAAUGAUCAAUGUGUCCUUGUCUUCACACAGCUCUUCACAGCGCUUGCUUGCAUCGCCUGCUUUGAAUGUUGCUCAAAUGUCUGCUGUGCAUGUGGUGGAGACGAAUAGUUAUUAAAAAAAAUGAUUUUGAAUUCUGAGUUUAAAAGCUUUUAAGCUUCAAAGUAAGUUUGUACAUUUACCUUACACACUAAAUGUAAUUUCUGUACGGCCUGAUCCAAUAUAAAAGCUUUACUUAAAUUUUCUA